Messenger RNA from Chlamydomonas reinhardtii, 2425 nucleotides. RefSeq lists its product as uncharacterized. The transcript is spliced from 13 exons. NCBI's taxonomy places the organism in Eukaryota, Viridiplantae, Chlorophyta, Chlorophyceae, Chlamydomonadales, Chlamydomonadaceae. Bases 118 to 1992 code for a protein of 624 amino acids. The record is from RefSeq and is a predicted model, not a curated record.
AAAUUGCAAACAUUAUAGGUGCCAGGUGCUGAACCUCGGCGACCAGUGUUUCUCGCCGACAUGCCCAAGCAAGGAAAGGCCAUACAGCCAAAGAAACUUAAGAGUAAGAAGCGCACCAUGUCUGAGAUUUCAACCGUCGCGGAGGCGGUGCGCGCGGCGGCAAAGCAGGAUGCCCGCAUACCUGUGACCCUUCUGUCCGGGUUCCUUGGCAGCGGCAAGACCACGCUCCUCAAGCACAUCCUGGGCAACCGUGAAGGUCUCAAGGUUGCUGUAAUCGUGAACGACAUGGCGGAGCUCAACAUCGAUGGCGCGCUGGUGGGCCAGAGCAAACUUGUCCAGCGCGGCGAGAAGCUGGUGACCAUGCAGAACGGCUGCAUCUGCUGCACGCUCCGAGAAGACCUGGUGGAGGAGGUGGGGCGGCUGGCCACGGCGGGCGAGGUUGACUACAUCGUGAUCGAGUCCACUGGCAUUUCCGAGCCCAUGCAGGUGGCGGAGACAUUCACGUUCGCCCUGCCAGAUGACCUGCAACAUCAGGACAGCGCGGCCUGCCCGCUUCCCUCGGCAGCCCAGGCGGCACCGCGCGAGGCCACCGCCACUGCAGCAGAGGCCGAGCGCGGCGGCAAAGCGGCGGCGGCCGGCGGCCACACCAAGAAGUCUCGCCGCAGCUCCUCCGGUAGUGGCGCCGCGGAGGCCGCGCAGGAGGAGGCGCCCCUGGAGGCACCGCCGCAGGGGGUGCCGGCAGCGCUGUCCUCUGUGGCCCGGCUGGACACGUGCGUGACGGUGGUGGACGCGGCCACGUUCCUGGACAACCUGACCAGCAUCGAGGAGGUGGCGGACAGGUUCAACGAGGCGGGUCAGGAGGCGCCGCCGGACGACCAGCGCCAGGUCGCCGACUUGCUGCUUGAGCAGGUUGAGUUUGCGGACGUGAUUCUCAUCAACAAGUGCGACCUGGUCACAGCCGACCAGCGCCGUAUAAUUGUUGCGGCUGUGCGCAAGCUCAACCCGCGCGCCGUGCUGCAUGAGACCACCCGGUCGCGUGUGGACGUGCGCUGCGUGAUGGGCACCGGACUGUUCAACCUGGAGGAGGCCGCCGACGCGCCCGGAUGGCUCCAGGCGAUCAAGUCAGGCACGCCGCUCAAGCCCGAGUCAGAGGAGUACGGCAUCAGCAGCUUCGUGUACCGCGCCCGCAGGCCCUUCCACCCGGAGCGCCUGUACGACAAGUUCCUGGAGCGCUACUUCAUGACUAAGGUCAUCAACGUCAUCCCCGGCCCCGAGGGCGACGAGGACGAGGAGGCAGAGGCCGGGAGCACUGGCAAGAGCGCACAUCCCGCCGCCGCCACCUCCAGCGGCAGCCGUAGCAGCGGCAGCGACGGCGCAGCGAACGCCUCGGCGGGUAAAGCGAAUGAUGACGACAGCAGCAGCACCAGCAGCGGCAGCGGCUCUGGGUCGGGCAGUGACGAGGAGGCGGCGAGCGGGGACGAGGACGAGGGCGCAGCAGAGACCGAGGCGCAGCGAGAUGGGCUGGAGGCGUACGCCAAAGUGCGGCGCGAGGUCAUGGCGGCCAUGAAGCGCGACCUUGGGUUCAUCAUGAGAUCCAAGGGCUCCGUGUGGCUGGCCACGCUGCGGGACACCAUCGUGGGCUGGGGGCACGCCGGACUGGUGCUGCAGCUGCAGCGCGCCGGGCCCUGGUUCUGCACCGUGCCCACGGACGAGUGGCCUGAGGACGAGGCAGUGCGGGCGCAGAUCCGUGCCGACUUUGACAGCGACCCAGGCAUUGGCGACAGGCGCCAAGAGCUCGUGUUCAUCGGACAGGGGCUCAAUCCCGAGGCGAUCAAGUUGGGCCUGGACGCCUGCCUGCUCACUGACACAGAGGUGGACGCGCUUGCGGCGGCGCGGGGCACGAGCGGGGGCAAGGUCAAGGGGCGCAAGGGCAAGGGCAAGUCUGUGCCCGCGCUCAAGCUUGUGGACCCUCUGUUUGGGGACGACGCUUGACGGGCUGCGAAUGAGGUGGGCUCCCUUGCAUACCGUAUGCGAGGGCAGUUGUGCGUGGAUAAGCGUGACAGAGGCCGUGGGGUUGUGGGGUUUAUGCGGUCUGCUGGUGUCGUAUGGCGCACGGGCUUGCAUGUGUGUGUUCAGGGGCGCGUUGUAGCGAGCGCAACUGCACAUAACACCGCGUGGCGUCUGUGCGCGAAGCUAGCUAAAGCAAUUGCGCAGAUUGUACCGUAUGUUUGUGCACGCGCACCUCUCUAGGUAUUGCUGCCGGAUGACUGGCCGAGCCAGCGGGAGCGGGGGCGUGUGAGGGCUUCAGGUUGACUCGAGUCGUAGUUUGCCCGGGAUGCGCGCAGCAAGUUUGCCCAGCGGGGCUUUGCGCAUCGUAUAUCAUGCCGUGUAACAUUACAUUGCGCCGCGGCGCUGUCCAUACCCU